Impatiens glandulifera is the source of this 1307-nucleotide messenger RNA. Its product is annotated as cyclin-dependent kinase inhibitor 5-like. The record is from RefSeq and is a predicted model, not a curated record. The coding region runs from base 255 to 995 and encodes 246 amino acids. Gene Ontology annotation, molecular function: cyclin-dependent protein serine/threonine kinase inhibitor activity. Lineage: Eukaryota; Viridiplantae; Streptophyta; Magnoliopsida; Ericales; Balsaminaceae. The transcript is spliced from 3 exons. Gene Ontology annotation, cellular component: nucleus. Gene Ontology annotation, biological process: negative regulation of cyclin-dependent protein serine/threonine kinase activity.
CUCUUUGAGUCAGUCAGUCAGACCAUCUAACCAACAACUGCAAACCGCCUGCCCUCAAAAGAGUGAAAAUCGGCACCGCCCCCCUUUCUUAUUCUUCUUCGUUUGAAUCUAUCUAUUCUACACUUGGGUUUCUCUCCCCUCCCCUCCCUCCGUCUUCUUCCAUCUGGGUUUUUCAUUUCAUCACUUCUGCCUCUCUAUUUCCUUCUCUAUGAGAUCAGUUUCUUGAUCACACCUUUUGUUUUACUUUUCUACUCAUGGGGAGGUACAUAAAGAAGUCAAAACCAGUUGGGGACCUUGUUCUUAUGGAGGUCUCCCAGUCGCAGUCUUCUCUCGGUGGGGUUCGUACCCGGGCCAAAACCCUUGCUUUGCAGCGCCUUCAGAAACCCACGUCGGCGGGGACUACGGUAGCCGGUUCCCCGGUGGUGAACGGAGAAGACUCGUACCUUCAGCUAAGGAACAGGAGAUUGGCAAAACGCCCAAUUCGUGCUGUCCAUUCUAAGAGGCAAAAGAUUUAUCUAUCGAAUUCUAGCCCUAGUUCUAACUUUAUUCAGCCUAGAAUGGGGGAGAAGAAUUUGGGUGUGUCGGUUUCCAUUGGUGGAUCGGAGAAGGUGGAAGAACAAGUGAAUGGGAAAACAGAGGUCAAGGAGGAGAUUGAAGGAAAGGAAAAUGGUGGUGAUUUGAGCAUAGAAGCUUCUUUUGGUGAGAAUAUGUUGGAAAUUGAUGGCAAAGAGAGGAGCACAAGGGAAAGUACACCUAUCAGUUUGAUUCGAGAUCCUCAGAUGGUUACAACUCCUGGUUCUACUACUAGACCCCAACCUCGAUCGAGCCUAACUAAUUCAAUGAGAACACAAAUCCCAACCUCAGAGGAAUUGGAUCUCUUCUUCGGGGAAUCUGAGAAAUUACAGGAGCAACAAUUCAAAGAGAAGUACAACUUUGACCCUGCGAAAGAUGAGCCUCUGCCUGGACGUUUCAAAUGGGUGAAGCCGGAUCUGUAGAAGAAGAAGAAGGUGUAAUGACAACUGGAUAUGUUUGAUGGUCUAUCAGUUAUCUUACUGUAAAGAAACAACAACAAAAGUAGUUGUAGCAAUAGUAGGGCUGUUAAGUUUAGUUUGUUGAUCAUGAUCUCCUGUAACAUUACAGAACCUAUGACUUAGAAAACUGCAGCAUUUUAGAUUUUUUUUUAGGUUUCCAUAAGAGGUGGUACAUAAUUUACUAAUUAAGUUUAGUUCUAUCAACCAAAACUCUUGUUAGGAUGAUGAUGGUGAUGAUGAUACAUCUUGAAUAAAAACAGAAUGCUUUCUCUUUAA